AGUUCAAAUCCGAGUCUCAAGUUGAUUAAAUUGAUUUACCUGUAAUGAGCACUCUUCACCCUUUGUCUCUGUUCUCUCUCGAACUCAAUCUUUCUCUCCCUCUCCGUUUCCCUUUCCCUUGGCUCUUGGACAAAGACUUCGAAAAAAAAAAAAAAAAAACUUAAACCAUUUUAUACGCACAAAUACUUACAUCCUUCCUAUUAAUUCACGUCUCUUCUCCUUCGCUUGUUUCUCGAUUUACUUUGUUACUUGUAUCUCAGCCUGCCUCUUUCUCUCGCCCUCCGUUUUUCUUUACUUCAUUUCUUCUUUCGAUUUUUAUCACUGUAUUCGAUGGCUGAAGGCAAGUUGGAUCUACCCAACGAUCUCCUUUCCUCUAAACCCUCCGAUCGUCCCUGGACUUCGAAAGUUCAUGUAAUGCCAGGGGUUGCAUCAGGGGGAAAUGAGGGUAAGGUGUACUUGGGGAUACUUGAUGAUUCCAAAGAUCCUUUGACCUCUGAAAGCAGUGCCCCGCUGUCUCCCCAGUGGCUUUAUGCUAAAUCAAGUGAAAACAAGAUGGAUGUGUGUGCUCCAAUUUCUGUUUCUGUUGGAAACUCCAUUGAUUCCAACCCAAAGGAGAGCGGGCGUUUGGAAGGGUUGGAGGACAAAAAGGACUGGAGGAGGAGUGUUACAGAUGGUGACAGUAGCCGCCGCUGGCGUGAAGAGGAAAGGGAAACUGGUUUACCUGGCUGUAGAAGAGAUCGCAGGAAAGUAGAUCGUCGUAGUGACAUUGUUUCGUCUAGAGAUUCAGUUGAGAGUAGAGCUUUAGCGUCUUCUGAUCGAUGGCAUGAUGGUAACACACGACGCGAUAGCAAAUGGUCAUCUAGGUGGGGUCCAGAAGAAAAAGAGAAGGAAGCCCGAAGUGUGAAGAGGACAGAUGUGGAGAAGGAGAAGGAAGUUGCUCAAAAUGAAAACCCAUCUUUUGUAAGUAGCAACCAGUCAACUUCUGAACGUGACACAGAUGCUCAGGAUAAAUGGAGACCUCGCCAUAGAAGGGAUACUCAUUCUGCUGGUUCCAGUUCAUACCGUGCUGCACCUGGAUUUGGACUUGAGAGAGGACGAGUGGAGGGUUCAAAUGUGGGAUUUACCAUUGGACGAGGAAGGUCAAAUGUUAUUGGGAGGGGGGCUUCAUCUGUAGGCCCCAUUGGUGAAAGUGGCCCGGGGAAAUCUGGCCUUUCAGCUGAAACUUUUUGCUACCCUAGGGGGAAGCUUCUUGACAUUUAUCGUAGGCAAAAGACUGAUCCAUCUUCUGCUACUGUGCCCAGUGAAAUGGAGGAAUUAUCCCCUGUAACUCAAGUAGAUUUUAUUGAGCCAUUGGCUUUUGUUGCCCCCGACCCUGAAGAGGAGGCUGUCCUUAGUGAUAUUUGGAAGGGAAAGAUCACAAAUAUUGGGGUGGUAUACAACUUACAGGGACAGGGGAGAUCAACUGAUUUUGCCUCAGGUCCUGAAGACAUGGAAUCCACUGCAGGAAAGAUGGGAGUCCUCCCUGAAGAUCUUGAUGAGACUGUUCAGAGAUUGUCGGAAACUGGAAAUGUUGCAUAUCAAUUUGAUGACAAUGGUACCUUGAAGAAUUAUGGUUUACAUGUGAAUGUUUCAGACAGAACUCUCUCAAAAAGCAAUGGUGUCAGCAGUGCCAUAGGCAUUGACGCUGCUUAUCAUUAUGAUGAAAAUUGGCAAAUGGAGGAUUCAAGUUUGAAUAAACAGCCUCAGUUUGAUGACAUUGACUCUGCUGCUUUUGACAUUAGAUCCAAGCUUCCUGAUGAUUCAAGCUUUCUGUUGGAUACACCAUCAUCUGAGCAAAAACAGGGUAGCAAUAUGCAGCACUUCGGAAGUGUGGGGGAAGACUUAUUAAGGGGUACUCCACCAGAGCAACAAAUUUUGUACUACAUUGAUCCUCAAGGGGCAACUCAGGGUCCAUUUCUUGGUGCAGACAUUCUUUCAUGGUUUGAACAAGGUUUUUUUGGGACAGACUUACCUGUUCGCCUGGCUGAUGCUCCUGAAGGAACACCUUUCCUAAGUUUGGGUGAGGUGUGGCAACAUUUGAAAGAUAAAGAUGGGAAUGUCAGUACUAUUGACCGAAAUUCUGAGCUGGAAAAAUUGGACUCUUUUGGAGGAAAUUUGGAGGUUGCGUUACCCGUUUCUGCACCUGUUUCAGCAGUUGCAGUUUCAUCCUUGGUAAAUAAUGUGAGCCUACCUUUGUCUGAGUUUGACAGUCUCUCAACUCAACAUAUUCAGUCAGGAUUAUCAGAGCUUGAAGCUCCUUUACAAUUGCUCCGACCUGAAGGUCAAAGCAUUCAGGAUUUUGCUGCACAAGAUGAAGAAAUCUUGUUUCCAGGAAAAACAGGGGAUACUGGAUAUCCUAUUCUAAAAUCUUCUGGGAGCAUUCAUGAUACUAGUGUCCAGCCCUCUCAUCCAACUGAGUUGACAGAUUCUGGCAUUGCAGUUCAGAAUGAUAAUAAGUUGCACCCUUUUGGCUUGCUGUCAUCUGAGCUUGAAGGAACUCGCACAAGACCUACAAAUGUCCCUUUUGACAUGGGAAGAACUGCCCCAUAUGGUGCUAUGGCUGAUCCAACUCUUGCUGCAGAGACAUGUGCGGAUAUUCAUAGAAAAAACAUGCUUGCUGACCCCAUUGUGUAUCAAGAUCAUAUGGCUGCUCACUAUAUGCGACGCAUGGAACAGGAAUCCAACCAUUUUGAUCUAGCAGAGCAGCUUUUGUCCAAACAAUUGCAACAACAGCAGCUCCAACAACGAAAUAUGCUUUCUUAUACACGCCUUAAUGAAUCACUUUUAGAACAGUUGCCAAAUCAGAAUCUGAUUCUUCAACAACAGUUGACAAACCAUCUGGCUCCUGAUAUGGAACAUCUUUUGACUGUUCAUCUGCAACAACAGCGUCAGCUUGAACUCCAACAUCAUCAAUUGCAGCAACAGCAGCAGUUUCAUCAACAACAAAAGCUUUUGCAGGUGUGACAGCAAUCUCAAGCGCGACAGGUGCUUUUUGAGCAGUUGAUGCAUGGUCAAAUGCCUGAUCUUGCCCUUGGGCACUCACAUAUUGACACAAUAAGAGCAAACAAUGUUCUUGAUCAGGCUUUAUUAGAGCAACGCCUCUUAUAUGAGAUACAACAACGGUGUCAUCAUCCUCAAAAGUAUUUUGUUCCAUCUUUAGAUCAGCUUGUGCAAAUGAAAUUGGGUCAGGUGCCACCGCAAGAUAUUGAAAGAGAACUGUUUGAGAUAAUGUCACGUGCUCAAAAUGGAAAAACGUCAGUGCUGGAUCAUCAGAUUCUUCAGGACCAGAUAAGAGCUAGACAGUUAUCAAUGGGAUUAAGCCAGCGAACCAAUGUGCAUGAGGGGAUGCAUAUUGAUUCGAUUUGGCCAGCCGAUGAGCCUGAUCCGUUUCUUAGGAAUCUUUCAGGUGCUCACUCCUCAGGGUUUAGCCCACUAGAUAUUUACCAGCAGCAACAGAGGCCAUCUCAUGAGGAGCAGCUGGGUCAAGUUGAAAGGAAUAUUUCAUUACAAGAGCAGCUGCAGCAAGGAAUUUUUGAGCCUGGCUCACUGUCAUUUGAGUGGCCCUUGUCUUUGCCUGCUGGUGCUCCAGGGAUGAAUUUGGAUGCACUUAAUGCUGUGGCUCAUCAUCAUGGUUUAGAUGUAAAGGAGUUGAGCUCAUGUAUGCAAUCUGCUGGUCAUGCAGGGACGUUUCCUUCAAGUGUUCACCUUCAUAAUCUAGCCCCAAACCAGUUCAAUGCUUCACAUUUGGAUGCAGUGGAGGGUCACUGGUCUGAAAACAAUGGGCAGCUUGCGAAUGAGUGGGUGGAAUCUCGAAUUCAACAGUUGCACAUUAAUGCUGAGCGGCAGAUAAGGGAGCCAGAAGUUAAAAUGGGUUCUGAAGAUCCAAGUUUAUGGAUGUCAGAUAGGUCCCAUGAUGACAAGUCAAGGCAAUUGUUGAUGGAGUUGCUCCAUAAGAGAUCAGGUCAGCACCCUGUCGAGUCAUUGGACAUGGAUAUGAAUGGUGUACCAUUUGGAAAGAGGUCAGCAUCGGGAAUCUACUCUGAGUCAAGCUCUUCCAGUUACCCAUUCUGUAGUCAUCCUGAUCAAGAAGCAGGUCCAAACAAUUCAUUUACUGUAGGAUCUUACAGUUCUAAUUCAUCUGACCCACAGCAGGUUUAUGUAGCUGAAAGGAAGGCUACCAGUUUUGAUAGUAGUGAGAAAUUAUGGUUAAGACCUGAAUCUGGAACAUUAUCCGAGGGAGAAUCAUUUUUGUCGGGUGUGAAUGAUGGUGAUCGGGUAAUUUACACUGAUUCUAACAUGAUUGGUCAGUCAUCUGUAAACAAUGAGUUCUCCAAUGUGGAUGCAACGGACCAUGGGUCCAAGAGUGAUGAUAUGAUUAAGGGUUCCAUUUUUGAGGUUCAAGAUGGCAUGGCCAAGCAAGUAAGUUUGGCUACUUUAGAUCGGGUGGAGAUUCCAACUAAUGCUCUUAGCAGACAUAAUUCACAUGUUGCAGGUAGUGAUGCAGGUUUUUAUGAUUCUUUCUCAGAAGAUAUUUCCAAGGAUAAGGUGCAGGUCACAUCCGCGAUUCAAGAAAAUAUUUUGCCGAGACAUCCACCGGUCUCGUGUGCUUCAUCAUCCCAGGAAGGAUUGUCUGAUCUCACUUCUAAUCCAGCUUUGAGAGGAAAAGUUUCAUCUAGUGCUGAUGCUAGGCAAAAUGCUGGAGGAAAUUCUGUAAGCCAAGGUUCAGACAUGACUUGGGGGAAGAAAGAAAUGAGGUUUUGCCGCACCUCAUCCUGCAGCGAUGCAGAAGCUUCAGAGCCUUCAUUCAUAGACAUGCUAAAGAGUAAUACAAAGAAAAGUGUUACACCCGACACUCAUGCAACAAUGGGGAUGUCAGAUCAAGAUGGGACACAAGGUGGUCGAAGUGGUAAAAAAAGGGGAAAGAAAGGAAGGCAAAUUGAUCCGGCUCUCCUGGGAUUUAAAGUUACAAGUAAUCGCAUCAUGAUGGGUGAAAUCCAGCGCCUGGAUGAUUAGCCCAAGUAAAUUUGUAGUUUCCAUGUAAUGCCCAUUUUUUUAGUUUUAUAGGUUGAGAUGAAAAUUAUUUGAUUUUUUUUCAUAUACAUGUUCAUGCUAAUACAGGAAGAAAUCUGGUUAGGACUAGGAUAUUUUUUACAUCCAUAGUCUUGUACAGACUGAUCAUUUCUCUAUAGAAUCAUGUUGAAAACA
This is a messenger RNA of Mangifera indica (mango), 5244 nucleotides long. RefSeq names its product protein ESSENTIAL FOR POTEXVIRUS ACCUMULATION 1-like. The transcript has 11 exons. NCBI's taxonomy places the organism in Eukaryota, Viridiplantae, Streptophyta, Magnoliopsida, Sapindales, Anacardiaceae. The record is from RefSeq and is a predicted model, not a curated record. Gene Ontology annotation, molecular function: protein binding.